UUUUUACUUCCGCUUUAGAUUUUAACCAAUUCCAUUUUGUAAAUUGAAUUACGAAAUUUGACAACAUGAGUUACCACACAGAUAAAGGCGAAAAACAUGAAAAUGCAAAAUUCAAAUGCUUCGACCAUCUUCGAUUUUGGGUUGGAAAUGCAAAACAGGCUGCUGAUUUCUAUUGUAUGCACAUGGGUUUCAAACCGUUUGCCUACAAAGGAUUGGAAACAGGAACAAGAGAUGUUGUAUCACACGUGGUAAAACAAAAUGACAUUAUCUUUGUAUUUGUUUCUCCGCUCAAUCCCGGAAACGAGGUCAUGGGGUCAUAUCUUUCAAAACACGGCGACGGAGUUAAGGAUAUUGCUUUCACCGUAAAAAAUUGUGAAACAUUAGUUCAGAAAGCAAAAGAGAGAGGAGCAAUAAUCGUCAAAGACUUGUGGGAAGAGUCGGAUGAAAACGGCACAGUUAAAAUGGCAACUGUUCAAACGUACGGCGAUACAACACACACUUUUAUAGAACGAAGUAACUUCAACGGACUAUUUUUACCCGGAUUUAAGGCACCUUUAUUCAAACCGGACAUCUACGACACCCUGCCAGCACCGAAACUUAGAUUUAUUGAUCACGUGGUAAGCAGUCAACCAGAGAAUGAAAUGACUCCAAUGGCAGAUUGGUACGUUCAAAAUCUUCUAUUUCAUCGAUUCUGGUCGAUAGACGAUUCUAUGCUUCACACUCAAUACAGUUCCAUGAACUCUAUUGUCAUUACCAACCACGAAGAAACCAUCAAAAUGGCGUUGAACGAACCAUCGUUUGGAGAGAGAAAAAGUCAAAUCAAAGAGUAUUGCGAAUACAAUGGGGGAGCAGGAGUCCAACAUAUAGCAAUGAACACACCCGAUGUCAUUACUGCGGUUCGAAAUAUGAAAGCUCGUGGAUUAGAAUUUUUAUCGGUACCGGAUACUUACUACAAGCAAUUGAGACAAAAUUUGAAAAACGCGAAGAUCACUGUGGAAGAAGAUCUUGAUAUUAUCCAGGAAUUACGUAUUCUUGUUGACUUUGACGAAAACGGCUACUUGCUGCAACUAUUCAGCAAACCAGUUCAGGAUCGCCCAACUCUCUUUAUGGAAGUUAUUCAACGUCACAACCACUCGGGAUUUGGCGCUGGAAAUUUCCAAUCCCUUUUUGAAGCCAUUGAACUGGACCAAGCAGCAAGAGGAAAUUUAACAGUGGUAGAAAAUGCAUAAUCCGGCCCGAUAUAGUGCCUCACAAAAAUAAAGUAACUUCAAAAGCUUUAGCCACAAAGAUUAGGUUAUGGAUAAACAACUUCUCUAAAAAUAAUGUAGAUUAUUAUGCAAAAUUAACUUUUUUAAUAUUCUGAAAAUAUUGCAAAACAGUAUUUAAUUGACAAUAGACUACGCAACAUUCGUUUUAUAUCUGGUUACGUAAAAUAGUUACUAUUAUAAGUCAUAAUUAUGUCUUAUUAGACGUAGAGCAUACUUACCCCAUUUUUUAUAAUAAUAUACCUCAUUACUCUGUACGCCAUUGUACCCCAUACACGGUUAUCACAGUCAUAACGUGAGUCGUAUCAUGUUUGAUUAUCUUGUAUGUGACAGCGGAUUUGAACUAGUUUUGUUAGUCUGUUAAGUCCCUUAUAAUUAGGUAUUUAUCAAAAUAAUAUUACCCAAAAAUGUUUAGAGCAUGAUUGUUUUUUUUUUAAUUUCUCACAACGGGACAUUAUUUUUAAUGGUUGCCAUAAGUUGUGUCAUCAUCUGUUUUUUGGGGGAGAUUUCAUUUUUACUUCACAUGCCGAUUUUGGGAAGUUUUAAAACUUUGCAACUUGUUAAAUACUGUUUUAUCUGUAGCAUUGUGAAAUGAGAAUUUUGUAAAUUUAAUAUCAGCAUUUUACUGAGCAACUUACUGAGUGCUAUUUUCAAUUUUAACUUUUCACUGGUUGCGUUUAUGCUGAACACCUAUACUUUACAUUGCCCGUGACCAAGCGCAGGCCAAGGUAAAGACUUGUAUAAACAAAUAUGGUUUAUAUAUGUAUUCAAGUAUUCAAAAUCUUAGUUGUUCGUUUCCCCUUGGCUCUGAAUUUUAAUAUUUUUAAAUUCUUAUUAAUGGUAUACUUUCUGACUUCUGAGCAAGAGCUGAAAUCUUAUAUAGACGGUCAUGAUAAAGAAAAACGUAUGUCGAUCUAUUUUAUUAUCGUUACAUUUCCAUGGAUCUGAGAUUUACCGUUGGAGUUUAGAGUUCUAUUAUUACCGUUGUUACGUUCAUGAAAUAAACUAUUAUGCAAACUGUACGCCUUAUGAUCCUUACACAAUAUUUGGUUUCAAAUACCGGUAGUUAGGGAUUUGUUCGAAUUGAAUUGUUUUAAAACAAUUGCUUCA
Molecule: messenger RNA, 2375 nt
Organism: Styela clava
Lineage: Eukaryota; Metazoa; Chordata; Ascidiacea; Stolidobranchia; Styelidae
Source: RefSeq, a predicted model, not a curated record